AUGCCUGCCACGAAGCAGCAACGCCGCAAGGCAUUGGCCAAGCCCGAGGUCACCACUACCCAACAACAUGCCUCGUCGAGCAUCAGCAGCUUCACCCGUGUGUCCAAGACCGUUGGCAGCUCCAUUGUCAAGAAGGACCUCGUCUCCUUGACCCCCAAGAAGGACAUCAAGAUCGAGGCAAUCACACUCGCGUCGCGAAAGCGCAAAGCCAUUGCGACUAUCGAAGACGAUUCUUCGGCAGAUGAGCGACCUAGCAAGCUAGCCCUUCCUUCCAUCCCAUCAUUGGCAGCCGUCCAACCCGCAAAGCGAGGCCGUGGCCGCCCCAAGAAGGCCCGCCCUGAACCAACACCACGAAAGCGAGCCCGGAGUCCUAGCGUCUCCGACUCUGACGUAUCAGCCAUCGAUGCCGGCUCUCUCUUCAAGAAGCUCCGCUUAGAGUCAUCACCAUCUCGAUGCUCGUCACCCCUGACUGCCAACACUUCCGUUGCCGAUUCAGACAUCGACGCGGAUAUCGAAUUCUCGAAACCUGAUCAGCUUCCUUCAGAGGUCCUCUCUCUGAUCGACCUCCAUACUGCGUUCCUGAAGACAUUGACUCUUCACUACGCCCACAAUGGCUCCAACAUUCCCGCCGACCUGCGCAUCCUGUGCCCGAACGUCGCCCGCGCGUGGGGAAAGAAGAGAGUCACAGACGCCGAGAUCCGCGUUUGCAUAGGAGUUCUGAACAGUCAUUCGUCUUCGCAGAGCAAUGCGUCGCGAUCCAACAAUCUCUUAUCCCUUUCGAACUACGGACGCGGCAAGAUCUGCAUCGAGAUCGACCCAGCCCACGGCUCCGGGCCCCUGAACGAGAAGAAGCUGAAUGACCUCUUCCGCGACAACCUGGAGGCUCUCUGGUCCCUAUUUACCGCCAAUGGCAAGCCCGAUGCGGCGGCUUUCAUGACCAGCCUCCCUAAAGCACCGGUCACCGUCUGCGAGUCUGUCGUCAAGGCGUCGCCCAUCCUGCUGAAGGGCCAGAGGCGCCUGGAAGACCUGAAACAUGGAAUCGCAGUCAAGAAGCAGGAGAAGGAGACCAAGCCGCAAGGCAACGUGCCCAUGACCAACGCCGACGGGUCCAAGAUGAGCCUCCUCGACCGCAUCCGCUACAAGUCACUCCAAAAAUCAGCGAUGCCUGCAGGUCUCACACCAGCCCGGCUCGAGCGCCGCGCCGCCCUGCAGCGUAUCGACGAUGUCGCGGCAAUGAUCGGCAUGCUCAGCCGCGCGACGUCGGCCGGCCAGGGGCGCAUCUCGUUCACCAUGGUGGCCAUGCUGGAAAAGCUCAAGGACUCGUUCCGUAUGGGCAUAUCGAAAGAGGAGGGCGCGGUGUGUGUGCGCCUGCUCGGCAGCGAGGUCGCGCCAGAAUGGAUCCGCGUCGUCACCAUUGGCCAGAGGGAGAACGUGGUCAUCGAGACGGAUUGCCAGCUGAGCAAAGUCGAGAUUGCGAAUCGGGUGCAAGCGGUGCUUGCGAGAGUAUAG
Messenger RNA from Anthostomella pinea, 1509 nucleotides. The record is from the annotation of a GenBank genome assembly. NCBI's taxonomy places the organism in Eukaryota, Fungi, Ascomycota, Sordariomycetes, Xylariales, Xylariaceae.